GCAAAGUAUGAGUAUGGUCUGACGUAAUAUAAUAAUUAAAGGAUGUUGUACAUACCUCUGUCACUAUAGUCUCCUCCUCUCUCUCGUAACCUCCUCCUCCUCAAUAUUACAUCAUCCACGAUGGCAGGCACAUGGUGUAUUCUCUGAGUUUCUUACUCAGAUUUGGUGGUGAUGGUGGUCAAGGAUGAGUCUCAACUGAAACCAUCAAGCUUGAUGUUAACAAGUCCACUCCUCCUCAUCCCUCCACGCUUGCCUCCUGUCUGUCCCCCCACGCCCCUGCUCCUGAUCUCUCUGUUCAUCAUGGCAGAUGCUGUCUCCACCAGCUCCAUGCGUCUGAAGCAGGAGAUCUCGCUGCUGCACGGUGUCUGCCUCAUUGUUGGAAACAUGAUUGGAUCGGGCAUCUUCGUGUCUCCCAUAGGUGUCCUUCAACACACAGGCUCUUACGGUCUAUCGCUAGUGAUUUGGGUUAUAGGAGGAAUCUUCUCUGUGUUUGGCGCCCUGUGCUACGCCGAGCUGGGCACCACCAUCCGCAAGUCCGGGGCAAGUUACGCUUACAUCCUGGAGUCCUUUGGAGGCUUCUUGGCCUUUAUUCGUCUGUGGACGUCUCUGAUGAUUGUGGAACCGGCCUGCCAGGCGGUCAUUGCUCUUACUUUUUCAACUUACUUAGUAAAACCAUUUUUUCCCACCUGCCCGGCACCGUACGAAGGUCGGCUCAUUGCAGCUGUUAUUAUAGGUCUUCUGACGUUUGUGAACUGUAUGAAGGUAAAAUGGGGCGCUAUUCUUCAGGUCAUCUCUACUGUUGCUAAAGUCCUGGCUCUUAUAGUCAUCAUCAUCGCUGGAAUGGUAGUUCUGGCUCAAGGGAAGACGAGCAACUUCCAAGAUUCGUUUAAGAACUCCAAGCUGAAUCCAGGAGACAUGGCUCUGGCUCUGUAUGCAGCUCUCUACUCUUACUCCGGCUGGGAUACUCUGAACUUCAUCACAGAGGAGAUUAAAAACCCAGAAAGGAACCUGCCGUUGUCAAUAGCGAUCUCCAUGCCCAUUGUCACAGUCAUCUACAUCCUCACUAACAUCGCCUACUAUGCUGUACUGGAUCAAACGACACUACUGAACAGUGAAGCUGUGGCUGUGACUUUUGCUGACCAUGUGCUGAGUUAUGCCGGUUGGCUCAUCCCACUGUCUGUGGCCAUCUCUUGUUAUGGAGGCCUAAACUCUUCUAUCAUAGCCGCUUCCAGAUUGUUCUUUGUGGGGUCACGUGAGGGCCAUCUACCCAACGUCCUUUGCAUGAUCCACGUGAAGCGCUACACACCGAUCCCAGCUCUGCUCUUUAAUGGUGGCAUGUCCCUUAUAUUCCUGUGUGUGAGAGACGUCUUCCAGCUUAUUAACUACUUCAGUUUUAAUUACUGGCUCUUUAUUGGCCUUUCCAUCGGCAGUCAGAUCUACCUGCGAAUUAAAGAACCCAACAGGCACCGUCCUGUUAAGUUGAGUCUCUUUUUCCCUAUAGUCUACUGUUUGUGCACCUUGUUUUUGGUGGUUGUACCUCUCUACAGUGACGCCAUAAACAGCGUGGUGGGAAUCGUUGUGGCUCUCUCUGGAGCUCCAGUGUAUUUCAUAUGCGUGCACCUUCCGCCCAGCUCCAGACCGGCCUUUCUGGGACAGAUGCUCGAUACGUUUUCAGUGCACACUCAGAAGCUGUGCUUUUGCUGCGUAGCAGAACCUGGUUUGGACCUUGACAAUCCACCAGAGCCGGACAAAAACGAUUAAACACAGACUCCAAAGGAAUCUAAUCCAAGAAAGCCGGAUUUUCCAGACCUCUUGGAAAAUAAGCCAAAACUCAAGACAGAACCUCAUGUUUGCAAUGCACAAGGAACAGAGAGACGGAUGUGUGUAAAGAUUAGGAUUGAAACACAAACACACCUCUUAUGCCUCAGGCCUUUGACUUCACACAUGUGAUGUGUCAUCAGUUUAGUUCAGUUUAGUGGACCAAACAGAGAUGAAUAUAAUUCAGUAACACUUUACAAUAAGGUUGGAUUUGUUAACAUUAGUUAAAUCACAAUGAACCGACAUGAACAAUUCCAUUGACAUGAACUCCUAGUAGUGCUGACAAACUACUAUAUUUAUUGUUUACUGUUAGCUUAUCUAUUAGCAAAUGUUAACAAAUACAACUUUAUUGUAAAGUGCUACCAAUCAUUUAUUAAGACUUUAAACAAGGCUGUGAAAGUGAUUUUAAUAUGAUGUUUUGUUUUAAGGUUCAGUAUCUGACUGUCUUGUAUGUUUGGAUUAGUUCUCCUUCACUGCAUUGGUCUUCUGCAAGGCUCCAUACUGAACAUUAUAACGUUUAUAAAAUCACUAUAAAUCAGCCGUAUGCGUGCUGUAAGAAGAUCAACACUUUUGUGUCGUUUACUGAUUUUGAGAGUAAUUGUUUGCUUGGCAAGAUGAAGGAUUGUGUUACAUUGAUACAGACAAGCCAUAUAUUUUUACCUAAAGUUGUGCAAAGUUUAUAUUUGGCCUUAAAAGCUUUAUAGGGGCCUUGUCUGUCUUUUUUUCUUCUUUGUGCAGCCUAGAUAUACAUAGGUGUUUUUGGUUUCAGGUUUUUUUUAUGAUUUGUUUACUGACAUUUUAAUAUGAUUUAUAUGUGUGCCUAUUUUUAAGGAGAUUCAAAUGUAUUUUUAUGCUGGAUAAUUUCUCAAGGCCCUAUAGGAAUAGCAUGAGUGUGGUCUGUAACUGCAGGAAUUCUGUUAUAUGACACCACUGUCAAUGAUUUUAGGAAUUUCAACACAAUGCAUCAUAUCUGUCAUAUAGGACCAGUAAUAGACAGACUCUAGUUUGAAGUUUAUGGGCAGAAAGGCAAUGUUUAAAAUCGGUUUUAGAUGAUGUUUACACAAUUGUUUAAUGAAAUGUAUGCAGGUUACUGUAUACCUCACUGUUGUCAUGCACAUAUAUCACUGUAAACCGCUGUACUUUAUUAUAUUUUUAAAAUGCUGAUCAUUCCUACACCAAAGAAUGACUGACAGGAACAGUAGUUUAUGCAUCUUAAAUGUACAGCAGUACCUCCUGUAACUGCUGUUGUUAUAUUGUUGAGGUCCAACACUUGGUUCCACUUAGUUUUAGUUACCCAAACAGUUUUUUUAAUCUGAUUUGAAUAUGUUCUUCCAUGUUUAUUGUAGUCAGCAGAUAAGGAUGGCAUUUUUAUCAAACAUGAUGUUCAGUGUGGUUGUUGACUUUUCCACUUUCUCUUACUUAAAUACUGUAUGUGCCUUAUCUAGUUCCUGUUCUAUGGCCA
Molecule: messenger RNA, 3280 nt
Organism: Misgurnus anguillicaudatus (oriental weatherfish)
Lineage: Eukaryota; Metazoa; Chordata; Actinopteri; Cypriniformes; Cobitidae
Product: Y+L amino acid transporter 2
Biological process (GO): amino acid transmembrane transport
Cellular component (GO): membrane
Molecular function (GO): L-amino acid transmembrane transporter activity; basic amino acid transmembrane transporter activity
Source: RefSeq, a predicted model, not a curated record